This is a messenger RNA of Lycium ferocissimum, 1917 nucleotides long. RefSeq names its product NADP-dependent malic enzyme. The transcript has 19 exons. The coding region runs from base 102 to 1880 and encodes 592 amino acids. Gene Ontology annotation, cellular component: chloroplast. NCBI's taxonomy places the organism in Eukaryota, Viridiplantae, Streptophyta, Magnoliopsida, Solanales, Solanaceae. Gene Ontology annotation, biological process: pyruvate metabolic process; malate metabolic process. Gene Ontology annotation, molecular function: NAD binding; malate dehydrogenase (decarboxylating) (NAD+) activity; malate dehydrogenase (decarboxylating) (NADP+) activity. The record is from RefSeq and is a predicted model, not a curated record.
CUAGUGCUUCAGAGACUACACGUAUAAGGCUUAUUGCCUUAUUUAUAGGUGGCAAAAACAAAAAAGACUUACCACUUACAAGUGUGUGUGAGAGAGAGAAAAUGGAGAGCAAAAUGAAAGAGAAGAGUACUGGAAGUGAUUCGGUGCUGGAUAUGUCAUCAACAUCAACGGUCGGAGGUGGUGUUGAGGAUAUCUACGGUGAGGAUCGUGCCACGGAGGAUCAACUUAUCACCCCAUGGACUUUUGCUGUUUCAAGCGGUUACAACUUGUUGAGGGAUCCACGUUACAACAAAGGGCUUGCCUUCACUGAGAAAGAAAGAGAUGUUCAUUACUUGCGAGGCCUUCUUCCGCCUGCGAUUAUACCCCAACAGCUUCAGGAGAAAAGACUUAUGCAGAGUCUCCGGCAAUUUGAAGUCCCUUUGAAUAAAUAUAUUGCCCUGAUGGAAUUAGAGGAGAGAAAUGAAAGGUUGUUCUACAAGCUUCUUAUUAAUAAUGUGGAAGAGUUGCUUCCAAUUGUAUAUACUCCGACUGUUGGUGAGGCUUGCCAAAAAUAUGGAAGCAUUUUUAGGCGUCCCCAAGGUUUAUACCUCAGUUUGAAAGAAAAAGGAAGGAUACUUGAGGUAUUGAAAAAUUGGCCAGAAAGGAAAAUACAAGUCAUUGUUGUUACGGAUGGUGAACGAAUUCUGGGACUUGGAGACCUUGGCUGCCAGGGAAUGGGGAUACCAGUAGGGAAAUUGGCUUUAUAUACUGCACUUGGAGGAGUCAGACCUUCAGCGUGCUUGCCUAUAACCAUUGAUGUGGGAACAAAUAAUGAGCAGCUACUGCAAGAUGAGUUCUACAUUGGGCUCAGACAAAAGAGAGCUACUGGGAAGGAAUAUUAUGACUUUCUUGAUGAGUUCAUGAAGGCUGUGAAGCAAAAUUACGGUGAAAAGGUUCUUGUACAGUAUGAAGAUUUUGCGAAUCACAAUGCUUUUGAACUGUUGGCAAAAUAUGGUACCAGACAUUUGGUAUUCAAUGAUGAUAUACAGGGGACAGCUGCUGUGGUACUUGCGGGGCUCGUUGCAUCCCUAAAGCUGCUCGGAGGGUCCUUAGCUGAUCAUACGUUCUUGUUCUUCGGUGCUGGAGAAGCUGGAACUGGUAUAGCAGAACUCAUAGCACUUGCGAUUUCAAAGGAGACAAAUGCCACUGUGGAGGAAGCACGUAAAAAUAUCUGGCUUGUCGACUCAAAGGGUCUAAUUGUUAGUGCUCGAAAGGAAUCACUUCAAGCUCACAAAAAACCGUGGGCCCAUGAACACGAACAUGUUGACAAUCUUCUAGAUGCUGUUGAGGCCAUUAAGCCGACUGCUUUAAUCGGAACAUCUGGAGUUGGAAGAACAUUUACUAAGGAAGUGAUUGAGGCCAUGACAUCCAUAAAUAAGAGGCCCCUCAUUAUGGCUCUCUCAAAUCCAACUGCACAAUCCGAAUGCACUGCUGAAGAAGCUUACACUUGGAGUGAGGGUCGAGCCAUUUUCGCAAGUGGAAGUCCAUUCCCUCCUGUAGAGUACAAUAACAAACUCCACAUUGCUACCCAGGCAAACAACUGUUACAUAUUCCCUGGAUUUGGUUUUGGCUUGGUCAUGUGCGGCGCUAUCCGUGUGCAUAAUGACAUGCUUUUAGCAGCUUCGGAAGCGUUGGCUGCUCAAGCAACUGAGGAGCACUAUGCGAAGGGGAUGAUUUAUCCUCCUUUUGGUAAUAUAAGAAAGAUCUCAGCUCAUAUUGCUGCUACUGUAGCUGCUAAAGCAUAUGAACUCGGUGUUGCAACACAUCUGCCCCAGCCUGCAGAUUUGGUGAAGUAUGCUGAGAGUUGCAUGUACACUUCUAAUUACCGAUGUUAUCGCUGAUUAAAUAACCUGAUCAGAUGCUGUAAGUACUAUAGUU